AUGCACUGUAGUUACACACUGAGCACGGUGAAACCGACACAUCGAGCUACACAAGGUACACACGGGACCCUCACUGCACCUCUCGUCUAUGUUACGGUGGCAACACGUGCUCUGCCAAUUUCCUCGUCACCCAGACUACUGACACUCAACGAAGCAAUGAAGAUCGGGUUCAUCGGAGGCGGAAGACUGGCCUUUGCGUUGGCAAAUGGAUUUAUAUCAGCAGGUCUGGCGAAACCUGAAGAAAUCACAGCCAGUUGCCAUCCAUCGGAUACGGCUAGCGCGCAAGCUUUUAAGGGCUUAGGGGCCACAGCCCUCUUCGAGAACAAAUCGGUGGUGGAGCGAUCUGAAGUUGUCAUCGUUUCGGUGAAACCUGACGUGGUUGUGCCGGCUUUACGGGAAAUCAAGGAUUUGACAGCUUCCAAGAACAAGCUCUUCAUAUCCGUCGCGAUGGGCGUUUCCACGGCAACCAUUGAAAAGACACUGCCGUCGGAAGCGCGUGUUAUCCGAGUAAUGCCUAACACGCCAGCUCUAGUCAAAGAAGGCGCCGCGGCAUUAAGCAGGGGCUCGAGGGCUACGGCCGAAGACGCAAAGCUGACGGCGCAGCUGUUCCGCGCAGUUGGCACCUGCGACGAAGUGCCGGAGUACCAAAUGGACGCGGUCACAGCGCUAAGCGGCAGCGGACCAGCAUAUGUCUACAUGCUUAUAGAAUCUCUAGCUGAUGGGGGGGUAAGGUGUGGGCUACCGCGUGAUUUGGCACUCAGGUUGGCUGCGCAGACGACUCUAGGUGCUGCGGCCAUGCUGAAAACGGGUGGCCAUCCGGCCGCAAUGAAGGAUAACGUCACUAGCCCUGGUGGAUCCACCGCGGAGGGAACAUAUCAUCUAGAACAGAACGGUUUCCGCUCUGCCGUUAUAGGUGCAGUUAUGGCAGCAACAAACAGAUGUAAACUGGUUAAUGAACAACUUAACAAC
Messenger RNA from Iphiclides podalirius (scarce swallowtail), 969 nucleotides. The record is from the annotation of a GenBank genome assembly. Lineage: Eukaryota; Metazoa; Arthropoda; Insecta; Lepidoptera; Papilionidae.